This is a messenger RNA of Podarcis muralis (Common wall lizard), 2675 nucleotides long. RefSeq names its product MCL1 apoptosis regulator, BCL2 family member (gene MCL1). Gene Ontology annotation, cellular component: mitochondrial outer membrane. Gene Ontology annotation, biological process: extrinsic apoptotic signaling pathway in absence of ligand; regulation of apoptotic process; intrinsic apoptotic signaling pathway in response to DNA damage. The record is from RefSeq and is a predicted model, not a curated record. NCBI's taxonomy places the organism in Eukaryota, Metazoa, Chordata, Lepidosauria, Squamata, Lacertidae. Gene Ontology annotation, molecular function: channel activity; BH domain binding.
CCCUCCCCGCCGCCGCCGCUCCCCUCUCACAGCUCUGCGCGACGAGCUUCGGAGUUCGCGGAAAGCUGCGAGGAGGCCGCCAUGUUUAACAAGAAGUCGGUGGUGUUGUAUUGUGGGGGCGCACCGAGCAUGGCGCCCGCCACGCCGGUCUCCCCGGGGGCCGGCGGAGGCGGCAGCAGUAGUGGAGCCCCAACCGCCUCAGCCGCGGCGGCCGCCGUCUUCACCGCCAACGGCCGCUCUGAGGGCGCCGGCCCGUUCUCGCCUCGGAUUGGGCGCGGCUGGGGGGCCAGCGUCUUCCCUGAGGGGCCCUUGCCGCGGAUUGGCUCAGGGGCGCCCCUGGCGGGGCCCCUGGCGCGGAUUGGGCCCUUCGAAGUAGCGCCCCGCGCGCUGAUUGGCUCCCCCGCCGCGGCGGCCGUUGGCGGCGGCGCCGCGCGGCCGUUGGCGCUGGCGCUCCCUGAGGGAGAGCUGGACGGCUGCGACGACGAGGCCGAGGCCCAGGCCGCCCAGGCCGGAGACCUGCCUUCGCCCACCCCUUCGCUGGAGUCCAUCCCGUCCGCGCAGGGCGACGACGACGACGCGGCGGGUGGUGGCGACGUGGCGUCCGCCCCGGACGACCUGCGCAAAGUGACGCUGGAGUUGGUGAGCCGGUACCUGCGCGAGGCCGCCUCGGGCGACGGCGACGCCAAAGGCCCGUCGGGAGGCGGCGGCGGGAAGAAGAUCCUGAAGGGCCUCCUGGGCCGCUUGGGGACCACCCACGAGGAGGAGGAGGAGGCCGCCGCCUCGCCGGGCGCCGCGCAGGCGCUGGAGACCCUCCGGCGGGUCGGGGACAACAUCCUCGACAAGCACCAGCUGGCUUUCCAAGGAAUGCUUAGGAAAAUUGAAAUAAAGAAAGAGGAUGACCUGAAGACUGUGUCAGAAGUUGCAAAGCACCUUUUCAGUGACGGCAUAACAAACUGGGGUCGAAUUGUGACUCUCAUCUCUUUUGGUGCCUUUGUUGCCAAACAUCUGAAGCGCAUCAAUCAGGAGAGUGCCAUCGGUCGUUUGGCAGAGCUCAUCACUGAGGUUCUGGUUACAGACAAGCGGGAAUGGAUCCUCAACAAUAAUGCCUGGGAGGGAUUUGUUAAUUUCUUCCAUGUAGAGGACGUAGAAGGCAGCAUCAGAAGCGUUCUGAUGGCUUUUGCAGGCGUGGCUGGAAUAGGAGCAGGUUUGGCUUACAUGAUCCGGUGAGUCAAGGAGUGCUCCCAGUGAGGAGCUAGCUUGGACUAUCCUGUUCUACUGUGACUAGAAAACUGAGCCGUUCUUUGAAAGUUGACGGGAGAAUUGAAACACCUCGAAAUCCCAUGGAAAGUUUGGUCUGAACUGUCAGUUUUAGAAUGUCAUCAACAAGGAUGUCUUUACAAAUUGGGAGUAGAUCCUUCAAGCCAAGGAACACGCACUCCGCUUCCUCCAGUGGUGGAGCUAAGAGGACUGAAGCCCACCUGAGCACAGUCUUGGGCUUGGACUAUGAACCCACAGCCACAUUGGGCUUAUAAGAACUGAUGGAUGUGCUCGGUAGUGUUCUAUUUGCACAGAACUGUGACCAUACGCCCAAGCGGGGUAUCUAAAUUAUCACCUUCAGAGAAGAGAGUGGCGUGUUAGGGGUGACGUGCAAGAUGCUUUGUGCGGUGAGCAAAAUGAAGGACCUUCAGGUGAACACUGCAAAUGCCUUAUCUGUUCGCUGGCACAGGUGUGUGUUGUGUCUGCUGUGGAGAGAGAAAACUCCAAAAUCUGAACCCAUCUCAUUGCAUCAAGGGCUGAUCCUGUUCUAUGUACUCCCUUCAGUUUUUGUUUCCUGUUCUUCUCUGCCCUCCCCUUGGAAGCGUACACUGCCAUAGCUCCCAAGUUAUCACAAGACAUGGAGCGCAAUAGUGUAAAUAUGUAUAAACCUUCACGGGGAAGUCAGCAGAAAUGUAUGUACAUUUGUAGCUGAAACUGUACAAAGUGUAUACUCUUAAAAGAGAUUUAUCUUUGGGAAAGGUUGUAAAAGAGUUUUUUUUUAAUGUAAUUAGAUUCAGGUUUUGCAGCUCUUUAUUCUUUAGCCCUCUAAAUGUCACAUAAUCUGGGCCUGCCUUUCUAUGUACUUCAAUAACAACUUGGUUCUGCCAGGUGACUUUACUGAACAACCAUCUAAGUACAGCUGAGCGCCUUUCUUUUUGUUCUUUAAAAUGUUUUCUUUCUUCAUGGUUGCCAGGGGGAGGCAUUUCCACAAAUCUUAAGUUUUUUUUUAACCUUUAUUUUGAUUCUUGCUUUCUUUAAAGCCAAUUAUUUUAAGCUAAACUUACAAAAGAAUGUCAUACUUGUCUCUAAGAAUAAAAUUUCUCAAAUGAGUUAGCAAUGUAAGACAUUAUGGCCUAUGCACGGAAUAAAUCUGAAUCUUUGAGGGAGAAUAUGAGAGGGGCUUGUAGACUUGGAGUUUCUUGAACUCUUUAUUAGGCAGAAGGGUUCAGUAUAGGAGCAAGAGGUUAAGUUGUUUUUGCAGUUUGACUAGAUUGCGUUUAGUCUUCGCUGUACUGUUAGCUUUGUUUAGACCAGAUUGUGGCAGAUGUGAAAACCUAAAACAAAGCAUAGACUCAACAUGGUGCUAUGGUCAGACUUUCUUGUUUACAUAAACUGUCCAAUAAAACAAUUCACAGGUG